Messenger RNA from Hipposideros armiger (great roundleaf bat), 922 nucleotides. Its product is annotated as 3-hydroxymethyl-3-methylglutaryl-CoA lyase, cytoplasmic-like. The record is from RefSeq and is a predicted model, not a curated record. Gene Ontology annotation, molecular function: hydroxymethylglutaryl-CoA lyase activity. The coding region runs from base 1 to 876 and encodes 291 amino acids. Gene Ontology annotation, cellular component: endoplasmic reticulum; cytosol. NCBI's taxonomy places the organism in Eukaryota, Metazoa, Chordata, Mammalia, Chiroptera, Hipposideridae. Gene Ontology annotation, biological process: ketone body biosynthetic process; L-leucine catabolic process. The transcript is spliced from 8 exons.
AUGGUGCCUGUCAGCACUUCUGUCUGGGAGAGAGCCGCCACUCCAGCCCUUGCCCUGAAGCCAGACAAUUCAGUUUCUUCCACCAUCGACCUGGCACUUUUCCAGCUGCUGACCCAGUGCUGGAGCUCAGAGCAAGAAUCAUCCCAGUUAUCUGGACUCCCUGAGUAUGUUAAAAUAGUAGAAGUUGGACCUAGGGAUGGAUUGCAGAAUGAAAAGGUUAUAGUUCCGACAGAUAUAAAAAUUGAAUUUAUCAAUCAGCUGUCCCAAACUGGCUUAUCUGUAAUAGAAGUGACCAGCUUUGUGUCCUCCAGAUGGGUACCACAGAUGGCUGAUCACACUGAAGUGAUGAAAGGCAUUCGUCAAUAUCCAGGAGUUCGAUAUCCUGUCCUCACUCCUAAUCUUCAGGGUUUUCACCAUGCUGUUGCUGCUGGUGCCACUGAGAUAUCAGUGUUUGGUGCUGCAUCUGAGUCCUUUAGCAAGAAGAAUAUUAACUGUUCUAUUGAAGAAAGUAUGGAGAAGUUUGAGGAGGUUGUUAAGUCUGCCAGGCACAUGAAUAUUCCAACACGAGGGUAUGUGUCUUGUGCCCUGGGCUGUCCAUAUGAAGGAAGCAUCACACCGCAAAAAGUGACAGAAGUAUCUAAGAGAUUGUAUGGCAUGGGCUGUUAUGAGAUCUCUCUGGGAGAUACAACUGGAGUGGGAACCCCAGGAAGCAUGAAGAGAAUGUUGGAGAGCGUCAUGAAGGAAAUACCCCCCAGUGCCCUUGCUGUUCACUGUCAUGACACCUAUGGACAAGCCUUAGCCAAUAUCCUCACGGCCCUUCAGAAAAAUUAUGAAGAAAGAACAUUGACUUUAUCAAAAGGAGGUUUGGUUUUUUAAAAUCAUUGUUUCCCCACUUACAUCAUCAGCUCCUUUAAUGUACAGU